AUUAAUUGCGAAUGCUAAAAGUUGAAAAAUAUUUUUUUAUAUCACAUAAAAAAUGCUUUUAAAAUCAAUUUCCAGAGUAAUUAAAAGAAAUUUAAGUUCAGUGCGAAUUGUUGAAGUUGGACCUCGUGAUGGUUUACAAAAUGAACCUAAAGUAUUGCCGGCUUCUAUUAAAAUAGAACUCAUAAAUCGAUUGUCCAAGACGGGAUUAAAAAGUAUUGAAGCAACAAGUUUUGUAUCAGCUAAAUGGGUUCCACAAAUGGGCGACAAUACAGAAGUCUUGAGGGGAAUAGAAAAAGUUGAAGGAGUUUCCUAUCCUGUUCUAACACCAAAUCUAAAAGGUUUUGAAGCGGCUUUAGAAGCUGGAGCUAAGGAAGUUGCUGUCUUUGGAGCAGCAUCAGAGUCAUUCACGAAAAAAAAUGUUAACUGUUCAAUAAAGGAAAGCAUUGAAAGGUUCGAAUCCGUUUUAAAAGCAGCUCAAAACAACAAAGUUAAAGUUCGUGGCUAUGUGUCCACCGUCAUCGGUUGUCCUUAUGAAGGAAAAAUUAAACCAUCAGCAGUAGCAAUGGUCAGCGAAAAGCUCUUGGCUUUAGGGUGCUAUGAAAUUUCAUUGGGCGAUACAAUUGGUGUGGGCACUCCUGGAACGUUUAAAGAAAUGCUAAAUGAAGUUCUGAAAGUUGAUUCAGUUGAUAAGUUUGCUGUUCAUUGCCAUGACACUUAUGGACAAGCCUUGCCAAAUAUUCUAACGUCAUUAGAAUUUGGAAUUUCUGUUGUUGACGCGUCUGUGUCAGGUUUAGGCGGUUGUCCUUAUGCAAGAGGAGCAUCUGGUAAUGCUGCAACUGAAGAUGUCAUUUACAUGCUUAAUGGUUGUGGAGUCGAAACAGGAAUUAAUUUAGAUUUGCUUAUUGAUGCCGGAAAAUAUAUUUGCGAGGAACUUGGACGACCUUCAGAAUCGAAAGUUAAUCGAGCAACAAGAAAAAUUCAACCAAAGUUAUAAAAGUUUUUAAUUAUUUUUAAUGAAACUGAUGCAUUUAAAUAUUUACACAUAAGAUAUCUACUGAUAGAUGUACAAACAUUAAGCUUUUAAAUAAAAGAAAUCGACAUGAAUGAAACAUCAAUCAACA
Clunio marinus is the source of this 1121-nucleotide messenger RNA. NCBI's taxonomy places the organism in Eukaryota, Metazoa, Arthropoda, Insecta, Diptera, Chironomidae. The record is from the annotation of a GenBank genome assembly.